This is a messenger RNA of Botrytis byssoidea, 1245 nucleotides long. RefSeq lists its product as uncharacterized. The transcript has a single exon. NCBI's taxonomy places the organism in Eukaryota, Fungi, Ascomycota, Leotiomycetes, Helotiales, Sclerotiniaceae. Bases 1 to 1245 code for a protein of 414 amino acids. The record is from RefSeq and is a predicted model, not a curated record.
AUGGCUAAAAUUGGUAGCCAGAGAUCUUACGAUAGUUCUAUUCCAUGUGAGGGAAGUCCAAGUAUCGGCCAAGUUCCAGUGUCACCAAAAUCAUUGCCAUUGCUAAAAAGACCUGCCAAGCGACCGCGCUUGACAGAACAACAGCCCACAACAACUCAAACAGAGCUUGCAAACACCAAAUCAGAUCCCAUACUUGCGGAACAACAGAUACAGCUGCAGAUACCACAACAGCAGAUGCCAGAACGCCAAAUAAAUCAGAUUCAUCAGCAAGAACAGAGACCGCACCCAGUUCGAUCACUUGCAGGGUCUCACAUUAUGGGAUCUGCAUAUCAUCCUCAGUCACAACGGUUCAUACAAGCCCAGCCUCUCCAACCAAACAGCAUUCACACACAACCACGGACCAGCCUUCCAUUGAUAGAUACAGCUGCGGUUCACCAUGAGCCGAACAAUUCAUUCGCGUCAUACGCAUAUCAAGCAUCGCCACGUACGAACCAUUCUCCCAGUUUGCAGACUUUACCGGCGAUGCUUCCUACACCAACUGCAUACCAUGAAAACAUGCCCUCUCAACGCAUUCCUCGAAUGCCCGCACCCACUCACACGUCUUCAUACCAAUAUCCUCCGUAUACCCACGCAUCAGCACCAAUGUCUCCUGAAACCAUGGCUAGAUCUCAAUACCCCCCACUUGCAGCACAUAAUCCACCACCAAUGCCAAUACUAAGACUCAACCAUCAUACCCAGACUUUCAAUCAUCCUGCAUUACCCCAAUCCCCACCCAUAACCCCCCAGUCCCAUCGCUUUCCUACAUAUCCCCCCUCCAAUCCAACCCCAACCCCAACCCCAACCAUCCAAUUCCGCAUCCAACUCCAACCCAACGGCCCCUUCAGCCCCCCCUACCCCAAAACCAUCCUCAGCACCCCAGGCAAACCCGCAACCACCACCUCCCAAUUCUUCACCUCCUUCACCGCAAACACAAGUCCCUUCCCCGGAGGGAAUCCCGACUCUCUGACCUUCCGACUCAAAGACGCAGUGCCCGUCCCAAUCGCAUAUACCGUUUCUCGAUCAGGAACAGUGGAUGGAGUCGAUGCACUGGUAAAGCUGAGAGCUGAUAUCAAGAGAGAGUGUGAGAACGCGGGGAGAUUGGUCAUGGGAUUUGAAAAAUUUGAGAUCUACGUUAGCAUCACGGAAGGAGCAAGUAAGGAGAAGGAGGUAGAGCUACCUGGACAGGUGUUGGGGGAAGAGUGGUAA